This is a messenger RNA of Arctia plantaginis, 3918 nucleotides long. NCBI's taxonomy places the organism in Eukaryota, Metazoa, Arthropoda, Insecta, Lepidoptera, Erebidae. The record is from the annotation of a GenBank genome assembly.
AUGCUUCGGAAAGACAACCAGACUGAUACUACGGCCUCACCCUUCCUACUUCUAACACUGGGGGGCAUUCAAUGUGCACCACCGAACGCAGUCGAAAUAACGAAUCACCCACCGGGUUCCAAGCUUGAAGUUAAAGAAGGCGAGGAUGUGUCUCUGACCUGUCUGGUAAAGAACGCGAAGCCAGCUGCCAGAAUCGUGUGGUACCGUGGCAAUGUGGAACUGAAAGGUGAUAAAGUGUCUAAAGAAGAAAUCAAAGAAGUGGAGAAUGUUGAUGGAAACCCAAAGGGCAUAAGAUACACCACAGUGUCGAGGGUUCACUUUAAAGCGACAGCCGACGAUGACUACGCCGAUUUUACUUGCGAAGCGAGACACGAAGCUCUACAGAGAGACAACCCUAUGAGAAGCACUGUACAACUAAGUGUUUUAUAUCCACCUGGAGCCCCUUACAUCGAGGGUUACGCUGAAGGAGAGACUGUUCGCCGUGGCCAGAGCUUAGAGCUGGUCUGUCGCAGUCGUGGAGGAAACCCGCCAGCUCAGCUUAUUUGGUACAAGAAUGGGGAGCAAAUACGGAUGGCUUACAGAACCACUGGAAGAAUGUCAGAAAACGUCCUGUCUUUUAAGGCCGACGCGUCAGAUAACAAAGCUCGAUAUACAUGUGAAGCAAAGAACAUUAUGAUCAGUAAUACAUUGAAAGCUGAAAUCGACUUAACUGUUCUAUUUGCUCCAUCACAUGUAACAAUCUCGGGUCCUUCAGAAGCAAGAGUUGGAGAUCCUGUGCCUCUGACAUGUAGUACUGCUCCUUCAAACCCUGCGGCUGAUAUUAAGUGGCUAGUGUUGGGCAAACAUCACAAGGAAACUAACAACAGAACGGUUAUUUCUCCUGAAGGCGGCUGGAUCACAACAUCUAACAUCACCGUAGUUGUUGAACCCAAUAAGCGGUCUAUUGUAGUUGUUUGCCACGGCAUUAACGCACAACUUACUGAAAAUAUCGUCGCAACACAUACCAUCAACGUCCUAUAUCCACCAACAGCACCAAUGAUCACCGGUUACAUCCCUGGCACCACAUUGUCGGCGGGGACAGUGCAAAAGCUGUCUUGUAUUUCGUCAGGAGGCAAUCCUCUUGCCACCCUAACAUGGUUCAAGAAUGACAAAAAGAUCCAUUCAGUAACGAAACAGACAGAGCGGUCAGUAUCAGCCGAGAUCUCAAUACUGACAAACGUAACUGACAACCAGGCGCAGUACAGGUGUGAGGCAACGAACAGCGCGACAGAGAUACCCCUGUUUGAGACCGUGACGUUGAACGUUUAUUUCGCCCCAGAAACAGUGAAAGUCCGUGUAGAACCAGAAGAACUUAAGGUUGGCAUCGAAGCUACUUUGUACUGUGAUGCAGCAUCCAGUAAUCCUCCUGCUACACUGUCGUGGUGGCGUGAUGGAAUACCAGUGCAAGGUCUCCCGAUGCAACAAAAGAAAGGCCUUCAUGGUGGUACAGUGUCAACUAUAGAAUUAAAAAUGAAUAUCACAAAGGACUUGAAUGGAGCUGUCUAUACCUGCCAGGCAAUGAACGAGGCUCUACAAAGAAGCGUCCAUGAUGCUCUGGCUCUCAAAGUUUUAUAUGCGCCAAUAUUCGACGAGACGACUCCCUACCCAAAAGUUGGAGUAGAAAACGAACAGCUAAUCAUUGUUCUUCGAGCUGAUGGUAACCCUGGAAGUAUCACAUAUACUUGGACCAAAGAUGGUCUACCUAUCACACAAUCUUCCCAUAGCACCGGCAAUGAUCGCAUAAUUUCUGAAGGCAGUAUGCUGAACAUGACAAGGCUAUCGCGUCACGAUGCUGGUAUUUACACUUGUGAGGCUGUUAAUUCUCAAGGAGCUGCCGUUGCUAACAUCAGCGUUUCCGUGCAUUAUCCAGCUAGUAUUAAGUCUGUGUCUCAGCAAGAAAUUCGAGAUGCAAACCAAGAUGCUGUGCUGUCUUGUACGGCUAACGGAAAUCCAUUGACCGCUGACCACAUCCGAUGGGAACGCAAAGGCUACAAAAUCAAACCUAACAAUGUUUCUUUUGAACCCCGGAACUCCACUAGCUAUCUUGUUGUCAAACAAGCAACGAGAGAGGAUGUGGGAAAUUUCCAGUGUGUCGUAGAUAAUGGAUUGGGCAGUGAAGCCAAAGAGAGCGUGAUAUUGGUCGUGAAGUUUAAACCCGAGUUGGAUAGCUCUCCGAGUUUAAUGAAAUCGGCUUCCAAUGUUGGCCAAGUGGGCAGGUUGAUUUGCAAAUGCAAAUCAGCACCCGCACCCAGCUUUACUUGGUCCAAGAACGGUGCAAAGCUACCAGUGAAUACGUCGACCAAGUAUUUUGCAGAAUACCAUAAGUUAGAUCCCAUUACGUACACGUCAGUUUUACUGAUAAAUGAUAUAUCGUCUACUGAUUACGGCUCGUAUGAAUGUGGCGCUAGAAAUGACUUGGGAUUCUCAACGACAUCUGUUAAAUUGGAUGUUACUAGUGCACCAGAUCAAGUGAUAUCGUUAAUGGCGACCAACGUAACCCACAAUACUGUUACUCUGCAGUGGGUGCCAGGAUUUGACGGAGGUCUACCUUCCUGGUACAGGGUUAGAUACAGGAGAAUUUAUGAAGAAUCAUACAAAUAUGAGGACGUAACACCAAGAAAUGCAACCACAUUCACAAUCGGAGGGUUAGAAAGAAACACAGAUUACGUUUUCUCAGUGAUGUCUAUCAACAAAAUAGGUCAAAGUAAAUACAGACCCGAUGACACCAAAGUUACAACACUGACUUCAUCGGAAGUAGGCGAACUGAACGUGGUAUCUACAGAAUAUGUGGAAACAGCUGAUGUAUCUAAAUCUGUAGUCAUAUACGUGUCAAUCACUGGCGUUGUUUUAGUGUUGAUUAAUGCUGCUUUAGUUGCAUGCUUUAUAUUGAAAAGGCGAUCUAGAAGGCUGAAAGAGCAAGCGGGUCAAGCUUCAAAAUCAGCCACCAUAGAAAUGUACGCUCCAUCCUCAUACAAUGACACCAUGACGGGCGAAACUCUCAGCUCUGUCUCCGAAAAGUCGGAGUACUCACAAGAUGAUGGAACUGAUGAUAGACAACCUCCGCCCAUACCUGAAGUUCCGAGUAUGCCGACCAGGCAUAUGUUAAGCCAGACAACGGAUGCUUUUCUCAUGGACGACCAGGGUCUAGUAAUCCCUCCACCUCUGGAUUAUCCUCCUCCAAACUAUGCUGUGUACGACGCUGAUCAUGCUCGGACGUUGCCACACCCACACAGGCAUAAGGAUAUCAGUGGACAUAGCACGUUGGGAAGAAGUUCUGGUAAACAGAACUAUGUACCGGCUCCUAGUCCAAUGCCUCCUUUAGAUGGUUCCUACUACAACAUGUCGUCCGACAGGUACCUUUCGUACCCGCCGCUCAUUGGAGAGUAUUUACAACAGCAACAAGGCCGUACUCCAACCCCGCCCCAGCAAUAUGGCCAACCGCUGCCAAAGCCUCAUCUCAUGAACGGAGGUCUCUCCAGCGGAUCUCCCUCACACAUGGCUAGCCCACCGCACUCCUAUGCUUUGGAUGACAGAUCAGCUGGUGGCACUUUAAGACGUCAGCGUAUGGACAAGAUGGCGACCGUACCACCGCCUGACGUCACUGUACUGCAUCAGGGGAACUGUGGGCAGCACACGUCACAAUCGCUGACUCCAAAACAGCCACAGUCCAUCCUUAAGGACCCAUCUCGACACAAAUACGGCAACCAAUAUGGCAGUCCAAUAUCUUCGAGCACGCCGCAGAACUCAAAUCAGAUUCUGACCGUACAGAAUCUCACAUCAGAUGUCCCACAAUAUGGGACCAUUAAAAAAGAAAAUAAGAAACAAAACGUCACUAUUGAUGAAUCCUAUAAUAAAAGAAGUGAGACGCAUGUAGUCUAA